Molecule: messenger RNA, 1242 nt
Organism: Peronospora farinosa
Lineage: Eukaryota; Oomycota; Peronosporomycetes; Peronosporales; Peronosporaceae
Source: the annotation of a GenBank genome assembly
AUGGUGUCAGACUCAGAGCCCGUGGGUCACGCCGUGAUCCUCUUCUAUAAGUACGUGGAAGUGGAGAAUCCACUGGUGCUCAAGAAAGAGCAAGAGGAGUUAUGCGAACGUCUGGGACUUGUGGGUCGUAUCCUGAUUAGCGAGGAAGGUAUCAACGCUACGCUUUCGAGUCCGUCACGUGCCAAUAUCGACAAGUAUAUCGCUUUCCUAUGCACCCACGAGGUGUUUUCCAUGCGUAAUGAGGAUAUUAAGUACAGUAUAUGCGCACAGGAAGAGCCACCAUUUGUAGGGCUCAUUGUCAAGCACGUUAAAGAGAUUGUGUCGACUGGUGGUAUCGUCCCUCGCCCUGACAUGACGGCGUCGGAUGAGGACCGAGGAUAUUUGACGCCGCGGCAAUUCCACGAAGCGAUGCAAGAGGCAAUUGAGAACAAAAAGGGCACGAUAGUGUUGGACGUUCGUGCUCACAAGGAGUUUUUGGUGGGGCAUUUUGAGAAUGCUGUUGAUCCUAAAGUGAAGAACUUUUCCGAGUAUUACGCUUUUCUACAGACCCGAGUAGAUGAGAUGAAAGAAAAGAAGGUGCUUAUGUAUUGUACAGGUGGCAUACGGUGUGAGAAGGCAUCGAACUUUCUCCGUAGUCAAGGUGUGAACGACGUACACCAUCUCAAAGGUGGCAUUCAUAAGUAUCUCGAGACUUACCAAGAUGGAGGAUUUUUUCGUGGCAAGAACUUUUUGUUUGAUAAACGGGUUUUGAUGGGAGCAGAGAAAAGCAAUGAAAUUGUAGGCAAGUGCAUUGAAUGCCAGGCACCUUUUGAUGAAUUCAGUGGACGGAAAGUGUGCACUGUGUGUCGUGACCUGGUGUUGGUGUGUGACAGAUGCUACUAUGCUCGUCAUGGCGAGGUGCACUGCACAGAUCACCAGUACCUCAAGCACUGCUACGUCACAUUCCUGCAGUACAUGUCGCGUGCUGAAUUGCUAGAACAUCAGAGAGAACUUGAGAAGAUCCUCGUGGAAUUAUUGGAAGACAAGCACAGCAGCAAGAACAAGCGUCGGUCCAUUCGCAAUCAGGUCAACAAAAUCAAAUCUCGUCUAGAGACGAUCGAUGCCAACCCGGCAGCUGCUGCAGCGGUAUUGGCCUUAGAUCCUCGUCCUAUCCACUGCCGUACUUGCGGUCUGGCGACGUGUAUGGGCAAGUGCUGGGGUUUCUGGAGCGAUAAAGUACUGCUUCCACCUGCACAAGUUUAG